Molecule: messenger RNA, 715 nt
Organism: Cladocopium goreaui
Lineage: Eukaryota; Dinophyceae; Suessiales; Symbiodiniaceae
Source: the annotation of a GenBank genome assembly
AUGGCUGCCAGGCGGGCUGCCAAAAACCGCGCUCGAACACCCUUGGCUGUUCUCGCGGCACUUUGGUUAGUUGCAGCAGUGAUUUCCUUGGUCCAGCUGAACUUCGUUGGACCAGGGAUCUCACCUCCCAGGCGUUUGGCCAGGGAUUUUCGCAGCAUGCGAUUGGUUCAACAGCGAGCUGGGCCCGAGAUAGAGCCUGCGCCGGGGUCACGUAAGUCCUUUGAUUUGGUUGUUGGGAAGUAUUACCACGCCACCGUGCUGAAAUUCUACAGGAAUGCAACAUCACUAGCCUUGGGUGUGGAGAAGCCGGGCUACCUACAUGUGUCGAAAAUGAAACCCAAGGAAGAAUUUGUUGUCAACGCGUCUGACAUUUUGAAUCUGAAGGACGUCAUUCCAGUUCGAAUUUUGAAAAUAAAGCAAAAAGAAGUGGAGGUAGUGAUGCCUGAAGCCGAAGCUGAACAGCCAGAGUUCCAGAAACGGCCGCUUUGGGAGUACAAAGAUGGAGAGGAGGUAGACGGAACAGUCGCCGCCUUGCGCCAAAGAGCUGUCUUUGUGGAUGUGGGGGCAAUGGUAGAUGCAUACUUCCCUGAGGAGAAUUGGGGGGCUAUGAAGGGCAAAAUGGAGGUGGGUCAAAAGCUGAAAUUUCGGAUUGAGAAGGUGACUGGCUGCAGGAUGACUCUUACAGAAGCAUGAGCGAAACCACGCAGUGGUAAAA